Neoarthrinium moseri is the source of this 1182-nucleotide messenger RNA. RefSeq lists its product as uncharacterized. The transcript is spliced from 6 exons. Gene Ontology annotation, biological process: protein phosphorylation. NCBI's taxonomy places the organism in Eukaryota, Fungi, Ascomycota, Sordariomycetes, Amphisphaeriales, Apiosporaceae. The coding region runs from base 1 to 1182 and encodes 393 amino acids. The record is from RefSeq and is a predicted model, not a curated record. Gene Ontology annotation, molecular function: protein kinase activity; ATP binding.
AUGGCAGAAUAUCAAAAAUACCAUGAAGCUCUGCGAAAUUAUUUCACAAAAGAUUCAAUAUUUACUCUCGAAGGCAUUAUUGGCCAUGGUGAGUAUGGAUUGGCAUCCAAAGUAUCAUAUAAAAACCCGGUCUCUGGAGAAUAUAGGAAGUUUAUCGUCAAGCAAACGUAUCGCAACGAAGAUCUCGAUACGCUGGCAGCGGAGAGGCACUGGCUUCAGCAACUCGCCCAUGCGCCGCACAUUGUCAGCAUGGUGAGCAUACCCAACAAUCCGCUGAUAACGCCGCCUGAGAGGGGAACUCCCCCCAAUGAAGGAGCGUCCUCCGGCAAUAGACGUCAAAAUCGCGACCCACCAAUCGAACAGAGAACCAUUUUGCUGGAAUGGAUAGCCCACGGCGAACUAGGAGACUUUCUGAAACGCGCAGCGCGCCACCCCAAACCGAUCCCCAAUCGCCUCCUAUGGAGGUUCUUCGGCUGCUUUCUCAGAAUGGUCGUGGCAAUGGCAUAUCCUCCUAGUCCCCCACCCGCAGGCCAAGCUACCCAGAGCGAAGAAAUUACAUACGACGCAAACGGCCAGGUAGCAACGCCGUCAAUGUUGCGACACACAGAUAUGCACGACGGCAAUAUCUUACUGAGCGACCCUCCGAGUGACGUCGAACAUGACUUUGCCCCUAUGCUUAAGCUCAUAGAUUUCGGCCUAGCUGAAGAUACAUUGCCUAACAUCCUGGAGUCGCCUGACCCGAAUCCCCAAUUUGGUGUCCACUGUAAUAUGUUUGACGCUGGCAUCCUUAUGUGUUGCCUUAUAUUGAAAUAUGAGUGGAGUAGGUACCCUGGGCACGGUGAUCUUCUAUCCACCAUCGAAAUUCCCGGGAGUGGUCCUCCGCCAGUCAAGACAUACGCCCAGCCUCUCUAUGCUCUUCAAUUCCAGUCAGACCCCUGCCCGAAUGUAGAUCCGGAUAUCAAGAGACUUGUGAGUAUUUGCAUGGCAGUUAAGCCGACCGACCGACCGAAGAUCGAGGUAGUACUCGGCCAGGUCAUGGACUAUAUCCAAAAGAGAGAUGCCGCCUACUAUAACAACGCGGCGGAAGAAAAGGAUGACUAUAUUCGAAACCUGUGGACCACAGCACUCUUUAACCCACCCUCGCCUGCUUCCUCCGAGGAUUCAAAUCAAACUUGGGGCUAG